Harpegnathos saltator (Jerdon's jumping ant) is the source of this 4130-nucleotide messenger RNA. RefSeq lists its product as uncharacterized. NCBI's taxonomy places the organism in Eukaryota, Metazoa, Arthropoda, Insecta, Hymenoptera, Formicidae. Gene Ontology annotation, biological process: regulation of DNA repair; ATP generation from poly-ADP-D-ribose; carbohydrate metabolic process. The coding region runs from base 611 to 3373 and encodes 920 amino acids. Gene Ontology annotation, cellular component: nucleus; cytoplasm. Gene Ontology annotation, molecular function: poly(ADP-ribose) glycohydrolase activity. The transcript is spliced from 15 exons. The record is from RefSeq and is a predicted model, not a curated record.
AGAGAGAGAGAGAGAGAGAGAGAGAGAGAGAGAGAGAGAGAGAGAGAGAGGCACGACGCGAAGCACGCGAGGAGCAGCGCGUCGUUCGCUCGGAACUACCUCGGACUCGCUCUCCGGGGAACCUGGGGAAUUCGCGGAGAUCGCGUAAAUGCGCCGGGUCGGACGGUGGACGACGAGCAAGCCGGAGAGGGGAGGACCGGGGCAGGAUCGGCAGGAGGAGGUGCAGGAGGACGACGACAGCCGUCGGACGACAGGAGACGUCGACGAGGCGUCACGACGGCUACCGAGAGGCGACAGAGUCUCCGGCUUGAGGAUUUUGCUCGAGAACUCGCGGCGCUGUCGUAAGAGGAGGCUGCGCUCUCGAGUCCUCCAGGGUGAACGGCAGCCGAGUUGGAGGUUCUUCGGGGUGGUCAUCGGGGUACCGGCGGUUUAGGAGUGCGAGAUUCGUCGUGCCUCGACUAUGUGCCGGCGUCUCGAGGGUAUCCGGCUGCUGGGAUCGUCGCCGGUGAUUGUGCGCGGCAUCGUCGCGACGGAACGCAAGACGUGACUCCGUUCACGCGUCAGCUGACCCGACGAGGUCGCGGGAGACAAAGGCGGAAAGAGGUUCACGAUGGCUCUCGUGAUGUUACCGUGCGACUUGCCCUGGUGGCCGGCCGUAGUGAAGCAGCUGGACAAGGCCGCCGCAGCCAGGAAGUCCGAGGAACUGAUAGACGCGAUGCAACGGCUACAUGACAUGUGCAACAUAAGCCUCGAUCCCGAGGAAGACGUGCAGGACCCCGACCUGUUCGCUGAACUGGCGAGCUUCCUAGACAAAGAUCUCGAGCUCGCGGAGAGGGAGCAGGUGUUCACGAAGACAAUACCGCGGAUGGUGGAGAGGGCGAAGGCUCUGAGAACUACGAAACCGCCGCAAGGUUUACACUUUAGCUUACAGCAGCAAGGUGAUAGCGUCGAGUACAGUUACGCCUUCGUCUCCUCCUUAAUAGCGAACGCGUUCUUCUCGACGUACCCCAAGAGAACCACCAAAACCCACCCCACGUUGCGCGACUUCAAUUUCACCAAUUUCUUCAGACACCUUCACAAAAACGCACAGAGAGCUAAGCUCAAAAGCAUCUUUCACUAUUACAAUUAUCUCGAGACGGAGCAUGCGCUCGAUGGCCGCCUGAUAAUUUCCAGACAGGUGAUGACGUCCAAACAAUGGUUGACUAUCGAGGAUUGGUUGGAAAGUAACGUACCUCUGUGUCCGUUAACGAUACGCCACGAGGGACGGUUGGAGAGGAUGGAGACGGAGUCGAAGAUGCUGCAGGUUUGCUUUGCGAACGCUAGAAUCGGCGGUGGAGUGCUCGAUGGGGAUGUCACGCAGGAAACUGUGCAUGUGGCGACGCAUCCCGAGAUGCUCGCCGCGAUAUUGUCCGUCGAGGCCUUAGAAGACAACGAAGUACUGAUAGUCGAAGGUGUGAGGCACAUGUCGAGGAUAAACGAUCCGCGGCACAAGGCGAUCUUCGAGGGUAUCCCGAAGCCGAACGUGGUCACGGUCUGCUGCAUAGACCCUGAGGACUACUCGCAGUUACCGCUGACGCAGUUCGAGGAGGACAACAUUUUGCGCGAGAUGAACAAGUCGCUGCUGGGUUUCCGUCAGCGGCACGUACCCAGCAGCCCUACGGAUCCGAUCAAGACGGACUCGGAGGCGGAGAUCGGCCUAGGUUCACGUAGACUAUCGCCAAUCGGCGAAAGCUUUAGCAGUACGCCGCCGGAAACGGAGGGCGAGGACAAAGUCUACGGUAAUAUCAAGAAAGACAAGCAACCCCCGCGCGACGACUGCGGCAAAUUAGACGGCGCGACGCAGGAGACGCGCAGCAGGCCUAACGGUAAAUCGAUGAGACCGCCGAGCCCGCACAAGAUGUGCAAGGACGCGAGCUGCACCAACAACCGCAGGAAUCGCUUCAUCGUGCUAGGCUCGAGCGGCGAAGUGCUGCCGGUGACGCGCCAGUCCCUCGGCCAGAUGUCGGUCUACAGCAGCUGCAACAGCCAGAGCACCGACAGCUUCCACAGCGCUAAGGAGACCAUCGACGAGGAACCCGGGGAGGAGGAGCACAAAUUAACGAAACGUUACAGCGCACAGCUGGACACACCCGAGAGGCGAGGGACCUUCGCGCAGCGGCUGAAGGACGCCCUGAAGCGGGAGAGCACGGCGACUGGCGCGACUUCUUCCAACACCUCGUCCGGCGAGAGCAGCUACGCAGUGGGCAUCAGCGUCAGCGGUAGCCACGUCUGCGAUCAGGACAUCAAGGUGAAGAGAGGGGGCUCGAGGGGCUUCGUCCUUCGCGACGAGACGGUGGACGAGGAGUUUCUGAAGGAAUCCUUGGAGGCCGAGCAAAAGUGGCUCGGCCGGUUCCGGCAGAGUCAGGGGCCUAUGUUUCAGCGGAAGGACACAAGUGCGAGCAGCAAAUACAGCUUCAGCACGGAGUACAACUCCGAUUUCUGCUCCGAGCUGGAGGAGGUCUACGAGCAGCUGUCCAAGUGGCUGGAGGACCCGAUAGUGGCGGACGAGAGCGGCGGUCGGGAGCUGGACGCGAGGGACCGAGCGGUGGUGCGAUUCGCCGGUUCGCUCCUCAAACGUGCCCUGAGCGAGUCGUUCGCCGGUGUGCCGGUCCAGGAAGGAGAGCCUCAGCCGUUCAUUGACUCCAACGACGUGAAUCAACGGCACAAGCUGGCAUUGGCCGUGAGGAGUCUCAGCCUGGAGCUCGCUCGCCAAAAGAACCGAAGGCAGCAAUCAGUGUCUGAGUCGGAGGGUGUAGAUCGCUACGAGGACGCCUCGUGCGACACGGUAAGAGAGGCGAGGGACUCCCAACGUAGGAAACUUUGGGCCGUUACGCUCACGUCGGAAGUGUUCCAAACAUUGGUCGAUGAUCAGACCACCGUCCUCCUGUGCCCGCCGGGACCGGCGGCUCCCGGCGCGAACGCGUCGAGCCUCGUCGACGCCUCGAGCCGAGCGGCGAGCGCGAAAUGCGCUCCGGGUGCACUCGGUGCCGAGUUGCCGCGCGAGAACAGUCCUCAAGGCGGAGGGAUGCUGCCGGUGGCUACCGGUAACUGGGGAUGCGGGACUAGAUUGAAGGGUGACCCGCAGCUCAAGUUGGUCAUCCAGUGGCUCGCAUGCUCGUUGGCGGGCGCGCCCAGACUGAUCUACUACACUUCGGGCAACGCCAGUCUGUCUAAGCUGGACACCGUGAGCAGAGUUCUGAUGGACAGACGUUGGUCAGUGGGUGACCUGGCGGCCGCGACUCUCAGGUUCGCCGUGCAGGCGAUCGAGGAGCGAGUCGAGGGCAAAAACAGCCUCUUCGAGGAGAUAAUCGGCAUGGAUAAGCCGAGUCCUUAGCCCGACACGAUGCUGUCCGUUCUGGUGGACAUGCUGGCUACUAUGAUCGAGGACGGCCUAUUGCGAACCUAACAAUGUAUAUCACAAUGUAUCUCCUUCGCGGGGAGAAACACAAAAACAGAACGGGUAUUUAACUGUAGCGACGCAGAAUCGAGGAAACUAUUCUAACUCGUACAAGCGUAGCUUUAGAUGAAACGUGUUAUAUAAACGAGUUUAAACGAUUACUCAUAACAGAUAUCGAGUCUUUAGAGAGCCUUGUUUUCGUAGAAAGACGGAGAGGGAGAGUCUUCCCCUCUCCCUCUCUCUCUCUCUCUCUCUGCAGUCAUUCUUUUGUUUGUACUGUUUACUCGUCUAGCAUAUCAAAAUGAUAUCAGGUAAACUUGCACAAUUCAUCGUACAAGGCAAUAUAUCAAAUAGAGAGACGCUAGCGUAGUGUCGCUGCGAUAUUUUCUAGACUAUAAAUGUAGAAGCGUUUGUCUGUCGAUGCGAUUCGCACGCCUAGAAUCGCUCCCGCGUUCCUCCAACAAGCGAUGGGCGACGGAGAUUAUAUACUAUAAUACCGGAAGUUCAGUUGUCGGUUAAUAUCAUUGUCAUGGUGAGAGAGCGUGAGAAGUUCUUUAUAAUUUCUGCGCGAUAACGGUCUAGUCGGUGUAUGUACGAGAGGUCAAUUCUGAUUUUACUUUAUAUACGAAACGAGUAACUGGACGCAGUUACAUGCAAUAAUUACUGAGGCACAAUAUAUUAAACUAUAUUUUGU